GCGAAAUAUCUGCUAGGCCUCUUGAUAUAUUUUUGUGUAUAUAAUUAAACUGUUGAAGAAAGAUGUUGGGAAAAAUGCAUACACUGGUAAAUUUAUAUGUAUAGAAAAAAUAAGCUACUGACUAUCAGCUAUAACCUUGCUGAAUUUAUGUUGUAAAUCUUUACCUAACAAACACAAUUUUAUAUUGAAAAUACUCAAAUUCAGCAGUUUACUGUCCAUGUAUACAUAUUUUUGGUUUAAAUGCAUUUCCUUAUUAAAAUGCUGAUUUCCGAUGUAAGUAUUGCAGGUUGAAGUGGCAUUUAAACCAAUUAAACCAGGAAGUAAUUGACCAUACUACUACAGUUAUUCUAGAUAAUUUCUUAACAACAUUAGAUAACAAGAAAAAAAAGAAAUCAUUUAGAUUUUACACAUCACCUUGCUCUUGCGUGUCAUGACUGUAAUUUUAAAAUAAAAAAAUACUAAAUAUGUUUUCAUGAUAUAAAAUAAUAAUUUAAAGUGAAUUGGAAUGAAUCAAUUUGAUCAAUAAAUGUUUUAAUGAUUAAAUUUUACUAAAUGGAUAAUGAACAUUCAAUGUCGGGUAGUUUUGAUAUUCGUGGGAAGAGACAGUCAAUACCGAAAGAAUUCUGUGUGGCCACGCCCGAGGAGUUGGUGCAGACAUAUGGUGGUAGUAAAAGUACUGUCAUUAAAAAGGUUUUGAUAGCGAAUAAUGGUAUUGCGGCUGUAAAAUGUAUCAGAUCAGUGAGAAGAUGGGCAUACGAGAUGUUCCGGUCAGAGAGGGCCAUCAGAUUUGUUGUCAUGGUUACACCGGAAGAUCUUAAAGCAAAUGCAGAGUACAUCAGGAUGGCAGAUCAAUAUGUACCUGUACCUGGUGGGACUAACAAUAACAACUAUGCUAAUGUUGAACUUAUUCUUGACAUUGCUAAAAGAACACAAGUUCAGGCUGUAUGGGCUGGAUGGGGACAUGCCUCUGAGAACCCAAAACUUCCAGAACUUCUACACAAAAAUGGUAUUGUGUUUAUAGGCCCACCAGAGGGAGCUAUGUGGGCUUUGGGUGAUAAGAUCGCAUCAUCAAUACUUGCCCAGACAGCUGGGGUACCCACAUUGCCAUGGAGUGGUUCAGGUUUAGAGAUUCAGUGGUCAGAGGGAGAGCAGGCUAGAGGCAAACAAUUUACCGUCCCACAAGAUAUCUAUAAGAAAGGUUGUGUAUUUGAUGUUGAUGAUGGUAUUAGAGUAGCUAAUGAGAUAGGGUAUCCUGUGAUGAUCAAGGCCUCGGAGGGCGGAGGUGGUAAAGGUAUAAGGAAAGCUACAAAUGCUACAGAGUUCCCUAACCUUUUCAGACAGGUUCAAACAGAGGUACCUGGUUCACCGGUGUUUGUAAUGAAGAUGGCGCAGGCAGCUCGUCACUUGGAGGUACAGCUGAUAGCAGAUUGCUAUGGUAACGCUAUCUCAUUGUUUGGACGUGAUUGUUCUAUACAGAGACGUCAUCAGAAAAUUAUUGAAGAAGCUCCCACGUCUAUAGCCUCAUCUGAAACAUUUAGAAAAAUGGAGGAGGCAGCAGUAAAACUAGCUAAGAUGGUGGGUUAUAUCAGUGCUGGAACAGUAGAAUAUCUCUAUAAUGCUGAUGAUGGAACAUUCUACUUCCUCGAGUUAAACCCCAGACUACAGGUGGAACAUCCGUGUACAGAAAUGGUGGCAGAUGUCAACCUACCUGCUCUACAGUUACAGAUAGCUAUGGGUUUACCCCUAUACUGUAUGAAGGAUAUCCGAUGCCUGUAUUGUGAGAGUGCAGCAGGUGGUUCUCUCAUUGACUUUGAUAAACCUAAGUUACAACCACAACCUAAAGGUCAUGUUAUAGCAGCUAGAAUCACCAGUGAAAAUCCUGAUGAGGGAUUCAAACCAAGUUCUGGUACAGUUCAGGAGUUGAACUUCCGUAGUAGUAAGAAUGUAUGGGGAUAUUUCAGUGUGGCAGCAUCUGGAGGACUACAUGAGUUUGCUGACUCGCAGUUUGGUCAUUGUUUCUCCUGGGGCGAGGACCGUGAAGAUGCCCGAGAAAAUAUGGUAAUUGCCCUGAAAGAGUUAUCAAUUCGAGGAGAUUUCCGUACAACUGUAGAGUAUCUAACAAAACUACUGGAGACUGAGGAAUUCCAGUCAAACAAGAUAACAACAAGCUGGUUAGAUAAGUUGAUAGCAGACCGGGUACAAGCGGAGAAACCGGACAUGAUGUUAGGAGUGAUGUGUGGUGCUCUACAUAUCGCUGAUCACAUGAUACAGUCUGGUUUCCAUGACUUCCAGGCUUCUCUUAAUAGGGGACAAAUUCUGCCUGCCAAUUCUUUGAAGAAUAUUGUUGAAGUUGAGUUUAUAUAUGAAGGAGUCAAAUUCUCUCUAGAGGUUGUGAAAACUGGACCAAUAAGAUAUUUCCUAUCAAUGAAUGAUUCCACCCUGGAGUUAGAGGCACACAGAUUAAGUGAUGGGGGUUUGUUAUUGUCUAUAGAUGGAUCAAGUUAUACAACAUACAUGAAGGAGCAAGUGAGCACAUACAGAAUUACCAUAGAUAAUCAGACUUGUGUUCUACAGAAAGAGAAUGAUCCAACAGUGUUGAGGUCACCAUCAGCUGGUAAGUUGAUCAAUUAUGUAGUAGAGGAUGGAGGACAUGUGUUUAGUGGAGAUGUGUAUGCUGAGAUAGAAGUGAUGAAGAUGGUGAUGGAAUUACGUGUCACAGAAAAUGGCUGUGUUCACUAUUUGAAGAGGCCUGGUGCGGUUCUAGAUUCAGGAACCAUUGUGGCUAACCUGGUAUUAGACGAUCCCACCAGAGUUGUACAGGCAAAACCAUGUACAAACAAAUUACCAAGUUCUGAGAAUCCACCAGCACAUGGUAUGAAGCUUCAUCAGAUUUACAAGAGGAAUCUUGAUGAGUUGGAGAAUAUACUAGCAGGAUAUGUGUUACCAGAGCCAUACUUCACAGAGAAACUGAAAACUGUUGUAGAAAGUCUGAUCAAAUGUCUCAAAGAUCCAUCUCUACCCUUGCUGGAACUACAGGAAAUGAUAGCGGUGACUUCGGGACGUAUUCCAUCAAGAGUUGAAAAAGCUAUAAGAAAGUUACUGUCAUCCUAUGCUAGUAACUUGACGUCAGUAUUGAGUCAGUUUCCAAGUCAACAAAUUGCCAAUGUAAUAGAUGGUCAUGCUGCGACACUGACACGUCGGGCUGAAAGAGAUGUCUUCUUUAUGAAUACUCAGGGAAUUGUAGAACUUGUGCAGAGUUACAGGAAUGGUGUUAGAGGUCACAUGAAAACAGUCAUACAAGAUUUACUGAGGCAGUAUCUUAAAGUGGAAAUACAGUUCCAGAAUGGCAGCUAUGAUAAAUGUAUAGCCCAGCUGAUAGAGAGAAAUAAGGAUGAUAUAGGUGUGGUUACUGGCAAUAUAUUCUCUAGUCUCGCUGUUGCCAAGAAAAACAAUGUCAUUAUAAUGCUGAUUGAACAGUUAUGUGGCAAGGAUAUGAACCUAACAGAUGAUCUCACGUGUAUCCUGACAGAGCUAACAAACUUAAACCGUACCCUGAAUGCUAAAGUUGCCCUGAAAGCUCGUCAGAUACUGAUAGCUGCCCAUCAACCACCAUAUGAGCUCCGACAUAAUCAAAUGGAGAAUAUCUUCUUGUCAGCUGUAGAUAUGUACGGCCAUGAUUUCUGCCCUGAAAGUCUGCAGAAAUUGAUCAAUUCUGAGUCAGCUAUAUAUGAUGUAUUACAAGAAUUCUUCUUUCACAACAAUGCUUUAGUCAGAGUCGCAGCCUUAGAGGUAUACAUCAGGAGGGCUUAUAUAGCGUAUGAGUUGAAUUGUCUAGUACAUAGACAUCUACAUGAGGGUGUAUGUGUUGUGGAAUUCAGAUUUGUUCUACCUAGAUCUCAUCCUAACAGAAUGAUGGUGACACGUUUUGACUCGAGGAAUCACAGUAUGGCAAGUAUAGAUAGUUCGGAGAGCAGCGUGGAGAAUUAUGAUGAUAAUCAUAUUGAUCAACUUGACGAACCUCCGGUAGCCUCGAGGAUGGGAGUGAUGGCCGCCUUCUCAUCUUUUGAUGAAUUUACAAAGUAUUUUGAUUCUAUAAUGGAUGUGUUUGUAAUGGAGGAAGAUUUACCUGACAGUCCGAUAGAUAUUGAGGACGGUUUUGGGUUUGAACCGGGCAAGGAGGACACCAUAUCCGUACAGAGUGUGACUGUAUCAGAUGCUGGGGCAGAUAAUGAACCUAUCCAUAUUAUAAAUAUUGCCAUACAAACCACUGUUACAACUGAUGAUGAAACUUUGUCCGCUCAGUUUUCUGCUUUCUGUAAGGAAAAGAAUCAUACAAUGGCUGAGAGAGGCAUUAGAAGAAUAACUUUUGUUGUUUUAAGAAAGAAAAUAUUGCCAAAGUAUUUCACAUUCAGAGCCAAGUUUAAGUUUAACGAGGACCGUAUUUACAGACAUCUAGAACCAGGUCUUGCUUUCCAGUUAGAGAUUAACAGAAUGAGGAACUUUGAUUUAGAGACUAUCCCAACCGCUAAUUAUAGAAUGCAUGUGUACCUCGGUAAAGCAAAGCAAGUAGCAAAGGGAAAGGAAGUAUCAGACUACCGUCUAUUUGUACGAUGUAUAAUUCGUCACUCUGACCUGGUCACCAAGGAAGCAUCAUUUGAAUAUCUGCAUAAUGAAGGGGAGAAAACUCUUCUUGAAGCUAUGGACUCACUAGAAGUUGCAUUUAGUCACCCAAUGGCUUCUAAGACUGAUUGCAACCAUAUUUUCCUGAACUUUGUACCCACACUAACACUGGCUGAACCUGGAAAGCUUGAGGAGACUGUUCACAACAUGGUGAUGAGGUACGGCCUACGUCUGCUAAAAUUGCGAGUUCUAGGAGCUGAACUGAAAUUCUCUAUCAGGGUUGGAGGUCAGAGUUUCCCAAUACGUCUAUACCUGACCAAUGAGAGUGGUUACUACCUCAGUAUUAACCUUUACAGAGAGGUCACAGAUCCAAGAACUGGCCUUAUCAUGUUGCAAGCUUAUGGUUCUAAGAAGGGACCAGCAGACGGACUUCUAGUGUCGUCUGCUUAUGUUACAAAAGAUCAUCUACAGCUGAAACGUUACCAAGCUCAGUCCAAUGGUACUACCUAUGUGUAUGACUUUCCAGAAAUGUUCAAACAGGCAUUGAAGAAGUUAUGGAAGGCGUAUGCAGAUCAGUAUGGUUUAACAGAAGAUGUGAUACCAGAAGAUUGUAUAACAUACAAGGAAAUUGUCCUUGCUGUAGAUAAAAGUGGUAGAGAUGGUCACAUACAUGAACAAAAUAGACUGCCAGGUGAAAAUGAGAUUGGAAUGGUUGCCUGGCAUAUGACGUUAAAAUCACCAGAAUUCCCAAAAGGACGAGGCAUCAUAGUGAUCGCUAAUGACAUCACAUUUAGAAUAGGAUCGUUUGGCUUCCUUGAAGACUUACUGUUUAAGAAAGUAUCGGAGCUGGCAAGAGCUAAAGGUUUACCUCGUGUGUAUAUCUCGGCCAACAGUGGAGCAAGGAUUGGACUGGCAGAGGAAGUGAAGCAUUUAUUUAGAGUGGCCUGGCAAGAUCCAAAAGAUCCAGAUAAGGGAUUUAAGUAUUUGUACCUGAGACCUGAUGACUUUAAGAAAGUAUCGGCAUCUAACUCAGUGCGGGCGACCUUAAUUGAGGAUCAGGGCGAGUCACGUUAUAAGAUCACAGAUAUUAUCGGCAAGGAGGAAGGACUUGGGGUAGAGAAUCUUCGUGGUUCAGGAAUGAUAGCUGGAGAAUCAUCUAAAGCCUAUAAAGAUAUUGUCACUAUUAAUCUGGUAACCUGUAGAGCUAUAGGUAUAGGAGCAUAUCUCGUCAGACUUGGUCAGAGAAUUGUUCAGGUGGAAAACUCCCAUAUCAUCCUCACAGGAGCUGGUGCUCUUAACAAGGUGUUGGGACGUGAGGUGUAUACAAGUAACAAUCAGCUGGGAGGUAUACAAAUCAUGCACAAUAAUGGUGUAUCACACUGUACUGCCCCGGAUGAUUUUGGUGGCAUCUGUAAAGUGCUAGAGACAUUGGCCUAUGUCCCUGCAGUUCAUGGGGGACCACUACCAGUGUUGCCUGUCAAUGAUCCGAUUGGUAGAAGUAUAGACUUUGUUCCUUCAAAGACACCAUAUGAUCCCCGCUGGAUGCUUGCAGGUCGACCAAACCCAGACAACAAAUCAGAAUGGCAGACCGGUUUCUUCGACAAGGAUUCCUUUAAUGAAAUUUUACAACCAUGGGCACAGACUGUAGUAGUUGGAAGGGCUAGGCUAGGUGGUGUACCUUUGGGAGUAGUAUCCGUGGAAACAAGAACUGUAGAAGUUUCUAUACCUGCAGAUCCCGCUAAUUUUGAUUCUGAAGCCAAGCUUAUUCAACAAGCAGGUCAGGUAUGGUUCCCUGACUCCGCCUUUAAGACAGCCCAGGCUAUAAUGGACUUCAAUAAAGAAGAGCUUCCACUUAUGAUCUUUGCUAACUGGAGAGGUUUCUCUGGCGGAAUGAAAGACAUGUAUGACCAAGUAUUGAAGUUUGGGGCGUAUAUUGUUGACGCCCUAUGUGAAUAUAAACAACCAAUCAUGAUCUAUAUACCACCAUACGCUGAACUUAGGGGCGGAGCAUGGGUUGUUGUUGAUCCAACUAUAAAUCCAAGUCAUAUGGAAAUGUUUGCAGACCAACUUAGCAGGGGAGGUGUAUUAGAGCCAGAGGGAACUGUAGAGAUUAAAUAUCGUAAGAGAGAUCAACAGAAAACCAUGUGGCGUGUAGAUCAAAAAUGUCGUCAACUGGUGGAGAAAAUGGCGAACCCUACGAUCACGGCAGAAGAGAGUAAAAAACUUGCGGAGGAACUGAAAAAACGUGAAGAUUUAUUGCUGCCAAUGUAUCACCAGGUGGCAGUUCAUUUUGCUGACCUUCACGAUACGCCAGGUCGUAUGGAAGCUGUAGAAGUGAUCUCAGGUGUUCUAGAAUGGAAGAAAAGCAGGGAAUUUUUCUACUGGAGAAUUAGACGCAGAUUACUAGAGGAAGAUCUAAAGAAGAAAAUACGACAAUUAACAGAAAACAAAACUGACAGAGAGAUUGGUUCAAUGAUGAGUAGAUGGUUUGCUGAGGAGAAAGGAACUGUAAAUUCAUACCAAUGGGAAGAAGACAAGGUUGUGGUAGAAUGGUUGUCGGAACAAUUAGAUGAAAACAAUAGUAAAAGUCUUAUUUCUGAAAAUCUAAGAUGUUUAAAGAGGGAACAUGUUCUCAAUCAAGUCAGAGGGUUGAUAGAAAAUAAUCCCGAUGUUGCCAUGGAUUCUAUAGUACAUAUAACACAACAUAUGACCCCAGGACAGAGGUCAGAGGUGUCUAGAAUUCUAGCAAGUAUGGAAUCAUAGUGACAAUAGUGACAUGUGACACACUUAAAGUGGUCACAUGACUUUAACUGAAUAGAUUGUGAGAUUUUACAUGAGUGACUUGAAAUUAUGCGAUGAUGGGAGAAAAAAGCAACAGAAAUUUAUCAAUUGACAUGUGUAUUGGUCAUGUGCUCUUUUAAAGCUGAUCAUGUGACUCGUAUGACAGAUUGUUAAAUAUACAAAAAGAUCAAAGCAUUUAUUAAAUCACUAGAAGAGUACAUGUGAAAUGUGUGAUACCUAAAGUGCUAGUAGAAUGAUUGUUUAUUCAGAAUAUGUUUAAGUAGGUGGUUAAAUUUACUUAGAAGAAUCAUGUAAGGGGGGCUAUCCAUAAUUUGUUACUAUGUCUCAAAUCAGUGCCAAAUAUUAUAAGAUUUGGGUAUUUGUUUAAAUUAAGAAUUGAUUAAGGGGGAAAAAGUGUAUCAUGUCUGCAUGUCUGAUCACAGUGUUUGCUAUGAAAUAUUUUAUAUACUCUUGUUUAAUAAAGAUAUAUGAACAAAUUUAUUGUUUCCGUAACCUGGACAUGUUUUGUGUUUUCUGUACUGUAGUCAGUUUUACUUUGUUUAAUGUUUAAAUCACUAACCAACAAACAUGUAUUUAUUGGUUGACCAUGGUGGUGAACGUCAUGGAUCUGACUUCACUUACAUUUUGUUACUUUGGGUUCAAAUUUAGCUCUUUGGGUUCAAAUUUAGCCAAGUUGUUUAAUUGAGGGAGCUUUCCAACUUACUAAAGGAAGAUUAUUGAUUAAAUGAAUGUGCACACUUAUGCCUGAAAUAAUGUGUAUUGAUGCAUGUAGGUGUCUUUAUUUGCAAAAUACAUUAGCAUCAUUGUCAAUGAUAGCAAUAUGUGACAUUGACAGUAUCUGUGUUAUUAAAACCAAACAGUAAAGCACACAUUUAGAAAAAAAAAUGACCACUGUUAACUAUAACAAAUCAUAGUUUUAACAUGUUAAGACCAUAUUCCAUUACCAUGAUUUACUUCUAUAACAAUUUUUUUUAUUGUUUUUAAGAAAAAAGCUGCCAUGUUGAGCAAUGUACUAUCAGGGUAGUCAGUCACUGCAUAAUAUUUAUUGCCAAAAUAAUGCAAUAGUGCUGAAAAAAGUUUCAGUGCUUUUGAUGAAAAAAAUGAGUGCUUUUGACGAAAAAAAUUAUUACAUUACAUUACAUUAUAGAAUUUUGUAAGUAUUUAUUGUUAUAAUAUAUGCCAAUUUUGUUGUUAAUGUAAUACUGAUAGAUCAGCCUUUAUCUUAUAAUAAUAAUCUGAAGUAAAAAUUGAUUUUUUUUGUUGCUUAGAAAAAAUUAUUGAAUUUCUUUCAGUGAUUAAAUAUUUGUUAGAUUUAAGCGAUGGUUGUAACUUUAGCUAGUCUGUUAUUUAUAUAAUCAUAAAUACUGUAAUCGGAUUGUAGCUUCAGGUAAUUGUCAUGAUUUUAGAUUUAUGUAACUAUAGAAGGUGGUGGGAGGGGGGUAGGUAAAAGAGAGGGAAGAGAGAUGAUCAAAUGCAUAGUCAUUAAUUUGAUGUCUAAAAUACAUUACAAAGUAUUUGUGUUUGGGUUCAGAAUGUUACAAAAGAUAUUCUGCGUAUUAACACAUUAUUUUGAAUAGGGGUACAAUAUGUUAUAUUGUUAAUUAGUUAAUUUGUCCAGACUGUGAGAUCGCAUUAGGAAUGCCUUUGUCUUGUAGGUUAGUUUAGGUAUUUUUACUGGCUUAAGUGUUGUAGACCAAAAGACCUUCAUUUAUGUGAAGUUCUAAUGUUAAUUACACAUUUCAUACAGUAUACAUGUGAAGUCCAUCAUUCAGCUCUCAGGGCUUUGUUUCUGGAUCAUUUUUUUUCUGUUACAUACAUUUGACAUACCUGUAUCAUCAUUUUGAUAUAAUCACCUGGUAUAAUUUCUGUAGCACUGGCUUCAGAAAUAAUUAAGUAAUGGACUAUCAUUAACAAUGGUCCUACAAAAAAAUGCUUCUAAAUUGGUAUCUAAAUAUUUUUUAAUAUAUUUGAGACUAUUGUCUAAAACUAUAUAAAUUUAUUCAAAACAGUAAUUUCAUAUAAUUAUGAUUUGGUUUGAAGGAGGUAGUAGGUUUGAAAUUUGAAAUAUUUUUUUUUAUUGCCUAACUACCUGUAUUUUGAGGGAUCAAUUUUUAUCAUUACUGUAUUUUUUUUAUUAAUCUUAAUUUUACAUGAUACAAUAUAAUUAAUUGUACCCCCUUUUUUCUCCUUUUUUUAUAUUCAUUUAGUAAAUGACACUUUAGCUUGAAACCCUAGCAUUAUAUAUAUUCGUUACAAUAUUUUGUUGUGAUAUUUGAUUGGCUCAACUUUGUUUUUUGUUAUUACAUGGUUCAUUUGUAAUUAUUGAUAUGUUAUGAAUUAUUUAUUUUCUUCUUUUGUAAUGAUUACCUUGAUGAUGAUUGUUAAUUAUCACUUGUUCACUUUCUAUCAAUCAGUAUUGAAUAUGAAUUAUGUAUAUUUAUUAUGAUGAAAAAAAAACCCUGUCAUUUUCAGUUACUAAAAUAUAUGUAUAUGUCCAUGCAUCUGUAAUGAAUUUUCCAUAUUUUACACUAUGCAUUGCUGGAGUUACUAUAUCUCGAAUGUAUAUUGAAUUUAUAUUCAUUACAACAUAUCAAUUCAUAGGAAAAUCUUUUCUUUCCAGUUUUAUUCAGAUCUCCUGUACAAAUUUUAUCAAAAAGUGCAUUGAUAAGGAAAGAAUUAACUCGUGUGUAAUUCUGAUAGAUUUGAUGGCUUUUGUUGACUGUAUAAAGUUGUUUUCCCACUCAACCUUGCAGACUUGUGGAAAAUAAUUUUACACAAUCAUUUUAAGCAAUACAACAUAUUGGAAUAGAAAACUUGUGUCAUCAUAGUUGUUAAAUGAAAAAUUAAUUUCUCAUAUUAGCAAGUUCAAGGUCACCUUGAUGAGAUCAAAUUUGUACUUACCCACAACUGGUUACUAACCACCUGAUGAAACAAAAAUAAUUUAGAUAUUGUUUUACAUGUUCAAACUUCUGUGCACACUUAUACCUUUAUUUCAUAUACUGACUUUAUACAUGUAAUAAAUACUGGUAACAUAGGAUUUAAAUUAUUAUACUAAUUUAGCAUCAAAAUAAUAGAUAUUUGAAUAUUCAAUUAUUUGUCUUUUUUUUUUUUUUCGUUUUUU
This is a messenger RNA of Ruditapes philippinarum (Manila clam), 10543 nucleotides long. Its product is annotated as acetyl-CoA carboxylase-like. The record is from RefSeq and is a predicted model, not a curated record. Bases 553 to 7383 code for a protein of 2276 amino acids. Gene Ontology annotation, molecular function: ATP binding; metal ion binding; acetyl-CoA carboxylase activity. The transcript has 48 exons. NCBI's taxonomy places the organism in Eukaryota, Metazoa, Mollusca, Bivalvia, Venerida, Veneridae. Gene Ontology annotation, biological process: fatty acid biosynthetic process.